Molecule: messenger RNA, 4481 nt
Organism: Daphnia magna
Lineage: Eukaryota; Metazoa; Arthropoda; Branchiopoda; Diplostraca; Daphniidae
Exons: 8
Coding region: 383-4039 (1218 amino acids)
Biological process (GO): cytoskeleton organization; regulation of cell shape; regulation of transcription by RNA polymerase II
Cellular component (GO): nucleus
Molecular function (GO): protein binding
Source: RefSeq, a predicted model, not a curated record
GCUGGCCUACCUGUUUUCCUUGUUUUUACACAAUGAAGUCCUUGUCAUUAAAAAUUGAACGGCUUUUUAACAAUGGAUUGCAGAAAAACUUGGGUGUUUUUAAAAGAUUCAAUUCGCUGUACUAUGAAUCGCGGUUCGUACCACGUAGGAUUCCCAAGUUUUACCAGCAAUGUCAAUGUAUGUUCAAAAUGGCUGCUAGCAAACGCGUGGUUAAACAACGGACGAUAGCCAUAUUUUAAGGGCAGAAGCAUUGGCAGCUACAGACAAGAAUCCGAAGACCUGGAAAGUCUUCAGAAAGCCUUACUGGAGUAUCAAAUCAUAAAGAAGUACAUCACAAACUGCUAGAAGCCAUUUAGGUAAGCUCGGAUUAGAGCAAGAGAAAAUGAUGGCAAAGAGAAGUAAAAAAUUGGGCACAAAGUGCUUUCGACCCUCUGACUGGUUAUCUUCAACGGAGCUACGCAGAUUACCUUUCUAUCCACAAAUAGGCGAUGAAAUCAUUUACUUCAGGCAAGGUCAUGAGUUCUACGUCAACAUCGUAAAGCAGAAAAAAAUAUAUGAGGUAAAUCCGAGUUCGCUUCCUUGGUCUAAACAGACAAUUGAUCAACAAGAAUUGGUUAGAAUCCUAUGCGUAACGUAUGAGGUCGAACCACCGAGACUCGUUUGCUUGAAGCUGGGCAGCCUCGAACCUAAAAAUGGAGCGUUGACAAGAAAAACUUUUGUCAUCAAAUACCAUGAUAUGGAGGAAGUGCCAGAUUUUUUGGUACUAAAACAGGAUUACGAUGCUGCUAUCACGCGUCAAUGGAAUUCAUCUCAACGUUUUCGAAGUCUCUUGAAUGACCAUAGCGGAGUCCAGAUGUGGUGGGAAGGCCAGUUCAUGAAGCGUGAGCCAUUUAACCCCGAAAUUCCUGAAUCCAUGUUUCUGUGUUACCUUGUCAGAUGGGACAAUGGGGAUUUAGACCGUCUUAGUCCAUGGGAUUUAGAAAACAUCGACCCAAAAAGAAAACCUUGUAGAGUUGGAGCUGGCGUUCGAGUGCUACCUAUCGAAAUUUUAAGGACAUCUUACAUGCCUGGGAUAAAUGACUGGCCUCCAGUAGGAGACCGGGACUCUGAAAGUGACCGUAUAUCUUUUGGAAUCAGCCAAAUUAUGGAUCUAGACGUGGCAAAGCAUUUCUCUUCCCCCGUCGACCUUGAUGAUUUCCCUACUUACGCCUCCAUUGUAAAGUAUCCGAUAGAUCUCAGUACAAUUAAAGCAAGACUGGAUCACCGCUUCUAUCGGCGUGUUGCAGCAGUUGAACACGACAUUCGCCGCAUACACAUCAAUGCACUCCUGUUUAACGAUCCUAAAAAGUCGGAUAUCGUAAAAAACUCUUGCAUCACCACUGACUUGUGCCUUGAGAUCAUCCGUAAUGCUGAUGUCGACGUGACUGCCUUGUAUCGUCAGUACCUUGAAGGUUGCAACAAGAAAGAAACUCGUGGGAAGUCCUCUGAGACAUCAAAUCGGAACGGGGAGAGCAGCCAACUCCCUCCUGGGGACAGCUCACUUAACGGAUUAGAUAAAAAACAACACAAUAUGGAACACCCAACAGAGGAAACUUCUUUUGCUUUUAAUCUCACCAAUAUUAUUAAAGAAUCCAAUCAAACCAGUACUCUCACUCGGAUACAAGGUCAAAAGUUCACCCCCAAAACGAAUCAGGUUGUUAAAGAACAUUGUUCCACGGAAGCAUCUUCAAUUUUUUCGAAAGGACACAUUUCACCGAAAUUAUCGUCAUUUAUCAAUGCUGACGGACCUAAUACCGUAGUCAGUUUAACAAUGGACGGCCACAAACUUGACGAAUGUUCUGAAUUGGAAAGUGUUCGUGACGAAGAGAUUACGAGCCAAACCAAAGAGAAAAUUAUUUAUCCGGAAGAAGUAAAAAUUGAAUAUUUGCCUAAGCCGAAGAAAGUAGCGUCCAUCAGUCCGUAUACAUUCCCACGCAGCGAUGAAUCGAAAGCCGUAAAUUUGGAAGAGAACGAUGUGCCAGCGCGUGUCGACCGAUACUCUCUGCCAAUGUCAAGAAUGGUGUCAAGAAGAAGAUCAGCUUUUCCUUUCCAUAAAGUGAUGAGAGACAAUUUUGAGGCCACCCUUUUGCCAGAACCCACUGUCUCUUCAUUUUCAACGGUUUCAACCUCAGAAAGUCCUAGAAGCAAAAUGUUUGAUCGACCCAAAGCUAGCUCAAAUCCUUAUAUCAUCGAUGAAACUUGCCAUCAGAAUUCAGAAAUUACCUUUACCACAAGUGUGAAAGAAAAAAGCCUUGAUUCAAACGAUGUUAUAAUUGAGUUUUUGGCAAAACGAAGGAAAACGUCUAUGUCAGAAACGGAUGUCAUCAGCGAUGAAGAUAUAGCAAGGAAUCAGGAAGAUAACUGCAUGUCUGCUUAUCGCGUCCAGAACAAGCUAACAACAACGAAAAGUGUUUCAAGGAAAAGCAGAUCCCUUACUCGUAAAGUAAAGAGAGAUAAUCUUGCUUACCCAUCAUUGGAGUUAACUCAUUUACCACUUACUAUGGUUUCAUCGACGAGUCAUGCUGGGACGAAAGUUCUUUCUUCACUCAAACAUCGUUCAUCUUUCCAUCAACGGUUUUGGAAUAAUCGUUCGAACUUGACUAGUAUUCGAAGUAAAGUACACGAUUCAUCGGUUACCUUCGAGAACUCAUCCAUUACUUCCGUUCCUGUGCCAAUCGCUGUUUCUACUCCUAUCGGAAGGCGUAAGAAUAACGAAGAUUCGAACACAAGUAUUGAGUUGAGAAAACCUCGUUUGCUAAGAAAUGGCACAAAUAAUGAGAUCAGUGAACAGUCACCUUGUUGCACCCACUCAUCAGGAAAUCUUUGUGACAUUAAGAAAAAGAAUAAAAGAAGAUUGCCCAGCUCAAGCGGAUGGAAUAUUUCAUAUUUUGAACAUGUGGCACAAGAAACAUCAGCCACGAAAUCUCCGAAAAUGCAAGAGCAGCCGUCACAACCUUCCCUUCUGAAUGAGUUACUUGCGAAGGAAAUGGUUGCUAAAAACUUGCACCCUCAGUUAAAUUCCUCCAGUAAAAAAGCAGAAGAAGCACUUGAAACUGUUAAUGAUAUACCUGCAAACAUCCACCGCUCCAUUGAAGUCCAAAUUGCAUCUCUGACCUCCGAGAAAUCGUUUUCGGCUAUGACUGACGCCCCACCACUUGCAGAAUUAGAGCGUGCUGAUUCCCAUGGCACUAGCCGUCAACCUAUAUCUUGUAGCACAUCGAUUUUCAAGGACAAUCGAAAUGAAGCCGCAGAUCUUUCUGCUUCUAAAGGCAAUUUGCUUUGCGAGGUGCACGAUAAGCCCCAAAAGCAGGAAGUCACUCCAACGUCAAGUAACUUUUUUUGCCCUCCAUUUUGUGAACAGUUUAAAGCUCCUGAUUCCCUUUUGAAGAAAACUCUCAAGAAAGAACAUCAUGCCAAGCGGUUGACGCACGAAACUAAGUGUGGAAGCAAAAAAGAUCAUCUUUGUGAAAUGACUACUGAUAAUCGGAGUGAAACCACCGGUUCAAAUGGAAGGCCGUCCCGUUCGCGUUCCAAAGAUUCUCUCAUCGCGAAAAUUCUUGCAGAAUCUAAAGUUGAUACUCCAAUAGAGAAGGUCACCAGUGGCAAAUCAGAAGUUAAACCAAGAAAAGAAAAAAAUCCAGUUAUUUCAGGCUCGUCGAAAAUAAAGAAACCCCAUGAAGAGCCUAUUAACGUCGCCGUUUCCAUAGAAGAAAUCAUGAAAAAGUACCUUGGCAGCGAGAUCUGUGACGAACAGCCAGAGGAGUCGAAAAAAGGAAGAAAGAAACGUCCAUUAGACCCAAAGAAAAAACGCUCUGACAAGAUUAUUUCAAAACGAGCUACUACAUUCAAAGAUAACGUUGAAAAUGUUGGCGAUGCGUCGAGCAACAUGGCCACGUCAGGAAAAACGCACAAGACAGCACGGAAGCGCACAAGUGUAAAAAAUGCAUCGACCAACGAGCAACUGAAUUUUGUAGAACGCAUUCUACGUGAAAGAAAAUGAGUUGCAUCAAGAUCUCCUGUACCCAUUUCCAUAACCAAGAAAGAAAGAAAAUCUGCAAAGCAUAACGCCUCUGUGCCAGAUCCAACCAGAUUGGAUCGCUUAAUCAACUUGUUACUUCUGGACACAACCAAGAUGGUAUUUGUUUAAUUCAUUGCAGCUUUUUGUCUGCUUGGUUUUUUAAAAUUUUGCGCCCUAUUUAAUAAACUAGAAGGGUUGUUUCUUAACCGGAUGGCAGUUCCUUUGAAACUAGUUGUCCAAAGCGACAUUGAUAAUGGUUUUUCUUACGUUAAACACUUAUCAUUGUUUGAAGCUAAUCAGUUGCACAAAAAUCCCCUUCUUACCACAUAGAGACAAUUUAAUUCCUUGUGCAAUGCUCGUAAAUUAUGUAUGUUGACCUGAUCUUCGUUAAGUUAAGGCAAAUAUUGAACUCCAAACAGCUUAA